AUGUCAUCGGAAGCACUCACCUCACCACCCGCCACAUCGGCACCCGAAUCCAACACCAACAGCAAUGUACGAGACCUCAAACCCGUCAUCAAAAACGUAGACAUGUCCGACGACAUGCAGUCGGAAACCAUCGAGAUCGCCUACGACGCAUUGGAAAAGUUCACCGUGGAGAAGGACAUGGCCGGUCACGUAAAGAGGACCAUGGAUCAGAAGUUCGGUCCCACUUGGCAUGCUGUGGUGGGCCAGAGGUACGGAAGCUACGUGACUCACGAGACGAAGCACUUUAUCUACUUUUGUGAGUUGGAAAGCAGCGAGAUCGAAGCGAGAGCGGGCGAUUCCGACGAGAAUACUGACUGCGACUCUUACUUUCGAUGGCGUUUGACGGAAAGCAGACUUGGGACAGAUGGCAUUCCUGCUUUGGCGUGCAUAGACGUUUCGGUUUGUUUCCUCACAGCACACUGUCGGGCUAUCCGCGUCAUUGUCGUAAUGCAACUUUCUAUCUUCUCCGCUCGAGUCUUCGAUGGAAUGCGUGUGUGUGUGCAGAACCUCCGCACGCAGAACUAG
Molecule: messenger RNA, 564 nt
Organism: Pseudozyma hubeiensis SY62
Lineage: Eukaryota; Fungi; Basidiomycota; Ustilaginomycetes; Ustilaginales; Ustilaginaceae
Exons: 1
Coding region: 1-564 (187 amino acids)
Biological process (GO): cilium assembly; microtubule-based process
Cellular component (GO): cytoplasmic dynein complex
Molecular function (GO): dynein light intermediate chain binding; dynein intermediate chain binding
Source: RefSeq, a predicted model, not a curated record